Molecule: messenger RNA, 2554 nt
Organism: Notothenia coriiceps (black rockcod)
Lineage: Eukaryota; Metazoa; Chordata; Actinopteri; Perciformes; Nototheniidae
Gene: obi1
Product: ORC ubiquitin ligase 1
Exons: 6
Coding region: 95-2047 (650 amino acids)
Biological process (GO): protein monoubiquitination; regulation of DNA replication
Molecular function (GO): ubiquitin-protein transferase activity
Source: RefSeq, a predicted model, not a curated record
UCGCGCGCUGUGAAGCGAGUACUGGUGGGACCCGGCGGACACUUGUAUUUUCCGGGGGGGAGUUUGUUGUGCAGGGGGUAUUCUUUUUGAAAUCAUGGCUGUUAACUUUCAGACAUCGAUCCUUUCCCUGACUCUGCCGAUUUCCUGCCAGAUAUGCCUUGGAAAGGUCAAGCAGCCGGUCAUUUGUGCCAACCACCACGUGUUCUGUUCCUCCUGCAUGGAAAUGUGGUUAAAGAAAGCUAGCCAGUGUCCCAGCUGCAGAGUCCCCAUCACAGCUGAGAACCCAUGCAGAGAAAUCAUCGGAGGCACUAAUGAGAGUGAACACAAUGACAAUCCUUCCAUGAGAAAAUGUCUGAGAAAAACCAGAGGAGAACUGCUUUUGCGGGAGUAUGAGGAGGAAAUGGAAGGGCUCUACAUAGAAAACAAGGAGUUGAAGACAAAAAAUCAAAGUCUGGAGUCACAACUGAAGACCGCUUUGGAUCCUUGCAGCAUUAAAACGGUGCAAAUGGAUGACAAAAAAGUUGAGCCCUAUGUCCUGGAAGAAUGGACCAACAAGCUGCAAGCUGCCACCAAUGUUUGUGAUGAAGUAAAGCAGGACAUGGAUAAGCUAAAGGAGGCAAAUAGGGCGUUGCGGUUUCAAAACGUCGACCUUGUACAAGAGAACAUGAGAUUGAAAGCAGAGGUCGUGAGCAGAUCUCCUCAGAAGUUUGGUCGUAGUACAGUAGCAGCACUGGAAGCUACAAUCCAGCAGAAUGAUCGGGAUGUGGACCACCUGACGAUGGCUCUGGAGCACGGCGACCGGUACAUCAAAAACCUGGAGUCUCGGAUCAAAAUAUCUGAGGAGAGACGUCUUGAAGGGAACAGUACGGCUGAGGCGGACCCGCUGAUACAGCAACACAAAAUCAACAUGAUGAUGAGGAGCUUGAGUGACAAUGAGAGAGAGUCCAUCUGCAGCAAUCCAUUGGCAGAAGGUGGAACAUUUGUUAGAAAUCACACUUCAAUGUUCAUGCCAUCUGCCGAUUACAAAGAGCUUAAAAAGAGUCUGACAAGAGACCAGAAAAACGACGUGGACUCGAAAAGUACCUCCUCUGAACUUUUGCCCGCCACUCCGUCCUCGGCCUUCCGUUCCCUGACUCUGAGAAGCCCAGGUGUCCGUGAAAAGAAAGUGGCAUUCAAACCUGCAUCUCAUCUGAGGAGGCUGGAUUUUGAAGAACUGCCAAGUCCUGGAAAGAGUGGCAGCACCAUGGAGAACCAAUUCAGCAGCCUCGAUGAAUUACCCACAAGUACUGACGUCGAACCCUCCAAGUCUGUCUUCUGGGGCGCCUGGCAGGGAUCUAAACCUGAAGACGGGUCAUCUCCAAGUUUAGAGAGCUCAGCUUUAGGAGCCACUUCCAGUACUCUGGUGACGGACGAGCCCAAGGGUCUUGAGACGUUCAGUGACUCCUCCAUGGAUGCAGCUUACCUGGACAAAAUCUCAGAGUUGGACUGCAUGAUGUUGGAUGGAGAGAGCUCCAGCAGCCGAGGAUCACAGCUCUCAUUGGCUCCCUCCACUCCCGGAGACUUAGACAACACCCUCGUCCCAGAACCACAACCCUGCUCUGAUGUCUCCUCAAGCCAUGGUGGAAAACCUGCGACACAGUGUGACCAGAAGAGCUCCCCACCACAUAACAUGGGAGGGACCUUGAAUGACAAAGAGGAUCUAAAAGGCAUCGCAGAGGAGAGCUUUGCUGCGCUGGAUUCCUGUAGGGAGAGCGAUGCCAACGUCCCUGACAGUACGGGGCACGGAGGGUCCUCCCAGACUGACGAGCUGUCCUUUGAUUUGCUGUUUGAUUCGCUGGAAGACAAUAAGGCCGGUCCCUCUGGCUCUCUCAGUUCAGCAAGCCAAGACCAUGACCAUCUUAACCCCACCUCCUCCUCCUCCUCCUCGAUGAGUAAGCCUGUGAACACAACAAACAGACAUGCACUACUUAUCAGCCAGCCAACCAAGAGGAAGUCUCACAGUCCCUUUAACUCAAGCAGUCCCACAAAACUUUCUAAGCUCAUGUAAAGGGUAAAACCAGAACCUGUGAGUGUGUGUUUGGCUUCACAUCCACACACAGCUGGAAGAAAUAACUCCACUGUGGUGCUGCAGAAUACAUUCCUGAAUAUGAUCCUCUGGUGUAAGAUUUGGUCAUUUUGUCUGUUGCUAUUUGUAGGAUUUAGAACAAAAUAAUUCAGAUUUGUCAGAUAGUUUAUCUUGUAGUCUACUUUUUAGGUCUCAGUGACAGGUCAACCUGUACAGUCUGAGAAUCUGUCUGUGUGUUAAUCUGACAAACACCUCUGUGCUGUUAUUUGUUAUACUGUAGUGCACCCGUUUUGGGGCCAAAACAAUUUUCAAACACUUUCAGCCUACCGGUGUUUGUCAGUUUAAGCUAUUUAGUAAACAUGGUACUCAUGGUAAUUAUGGUUUACAUGUAAUACUGAAGACUGAUGAACAUGACUAUUAUGAAAAACUGAUAUUUUGAAAUAAAUAUUGCAAUGUAAGAGUGUGUGAGGAAAUAAAUAAGUAAUGCAA